Messenger RNA from Metarhizium robertsii ARSEF 23, 339 nucleotides. RefSeq names its product C2H2 finger domain protein. The transcript has a single exon. The record is from RefSeq and is a predicted model, not a curated record. Bases 1 to 339 code for a protein of 112 amino acids. NCBI's taxonomy places the organism in Eukaryota, Fungi, Ascomycota, Sordariomycetes, Hypocreales, Clavicipitaceae.
AUGCACCACGACUGCCGAAAUAUUCUCCAGCAACUGGCGCUGACUCUCCUACAGCUGUGGUUUCCCCAUCUCACAAACGAACCCAUCACACCGGAUUUCAUCCCAAAAAUGAGGCGGAUCCUCGAUCUCUGGGAGAAUGGAGAGGGCAAUUGGACAUGGCCGGACAAGGGCCAUCUGAAAUGGGCCAGAUAUGUGCUCGAGCGCAUACAGAAAAAGAUGAAUGAAACAGCGAUGCGGAAAAAGAGACGACGCAGAAAGCGACUGCGUGAACCAGAUGCUACAGGUUUCAAGGAGCUCGAGGAGAUGAUUCUCGUCAUAGAUACGAUACUUUUGGGGUGA